CCCUCUCUCUACCUGAGAGCAACGAGGAGUCGAAGAAGAAGAAAAGCGGGAAGAUCGUUUUCCGCGGCCAAGAUCUCCACCAGAGCCAGCCAAUCAUACGGGGCGGCCAUCGCUUUCCUCCACAUACUAAAUUGCCAAGGUUGUUACCAUGGAGGCCAAUGGUCAUGAUAAACCUAGCAGAGAAUAUAUUGGCAGAGAGUGCAAUGGUGUAAAGCCAGUCAGCAAUUUCGGUGAAGUUGAUCCGUGGACGGCAUGGGCGUACAGACCACGGACAAUCUCAUUGUUACUGAUGGGAACCUGCUUUUUAAUUUGGGCAAGUGGUGCUUUUAAUCCAGAAGGAAGCUUCUCUGCUGACCGCAUCUCAUCUGUGAAAAGGGGUGUCUUCGCAAUGAUUGCUGUUUUCUUGGCUUAUUCUUUUCUUCAGGCACCUUCAACUGUGCUCAUCAGACCACAUCCUGCGAUUUGGCGCCUGGUCCACGGGAUGGCAGUUGUUUACCUUGUAUCCCUCACUUUUUUGCUUUUCCAGACUCGUGAUGAUGCUAGGCAAUUUAUGAAGUAUCUUCACCCGGAUCUUGGUGUUGAAUUACCUGAAAGAUCUUAUGGAACUGACUGCCGCAUAUAUGUACCUGAUCAUCCAAAAAGCAGGUUUAACAAUGUUUAUGACAUCCUUUUUGACGAGUUUGUGAUUGCCCAUAUCCUUGGAUGGUGGGGAAAGGCUAUAAUGAUACGGAAUCAACCACUUCUAUGGGUGUUAUCAAUUGGCUUUGAGUUAAUGGAGCUGACUUUUCGUCAUAUGUUGCCAAAUUUUAACGAAUGCUGGUGGGAUAGCAUUGUUCUAGACAUAAUGAUCUGCAACUGGUUCGGUAUCUGGGCUGGAAUGAAGACAGUGAGAUACUUCGAUGGGAGGACAUAUGAAUGGGUUGGCUUAAGUCGCCAGCCCAAUAUUAUCAGCAAGGUGAAAAGGACACUAGGCCAGUUCACACCAGCACAGUGGGACAAAGAUGAGUGGUAUCCUCUGCUUGGUCCUUGGAGAUUCAUCCAAGUGCUAAGCUUGUGUGUAAUUUUCAUGACCAUCGAGCUAAACACAUUCUUUCUUAAAUUCUGCCUUUGGAUUCCUCCCCGGAACCCCUUGAUUGUUUACCGACUGGUCCUUUGGUGGUUGAUUGCGAUACCAACCAUCCGCGAAUACAAUACAUACUUGCAGGACAGGAAACCGGUAAAAAAGGUGGGGUCUUUUUGUUGGCUUUCGGUGGCUAUAUGCAUCAUAGAGCUUCUGAUCUGCAUCAAGUUUGGACAUGGCCUCUUUCCGAAGUCGAUGCCAUCGUGGUUGAUCAUAUUCUGGACGGCGGUGGCCUUGCUUCUCAUGAUGUUCAUUCUUGUGUGGACUUGGAAAAUUUACCGAACAAUGUUAAGAAAGAGGCUGUGAUUGCGACAACACGUUGUUUCUGCGGCCCACCAUUCUUUUUUUUCUCAAUUCAAUAUUGCCGUGUAAAUAUUUAUUCAAAUUCUGUACAUGCAGUAGCCAUUAAUCGGUGAUCAUGAGAAGAUUACCAUAAGCAAUUUUAUGUCGACCCGUCAGCAAAAUAAGAUCCCACUUCAUUCCAUUGAUGUAUCCUGCCAAUCAACUCUGAAACUCCUUUCGUGCAACCUACCUCUGAGACUCUGAGUCCA
Messenger RNA from Lolium rigidum, 1671 nucleotides. Its product is annotated as CDP-diacylglycerol--serine O-phosphatidyltransferase 1. The transcript is spliced from 13 exons. The record is from RefSeq and is a predicted model, not a curated record. NCBI's taxonomy places the organism in Eukaryota, Viridiplantae, Streptophyta, Magnoliopsida, Poales, Poaceae. Gene Ontology annotation, molecular function: L-serine-phosphatidylethanolamine phosphatidyltransferase activity. Bases 149 to 1426 code for a protein of 425 amino acids. Gene Ontology annotation, biological process: phosphatidylserine biosynthetic process.